AUGUGCUGUGCAUAUGCCGCUGGCGGCGCAGCAGUGGCCGACAUGUUGCUUCUCGCGGGCGCAGACAUUGGUUUACGAAACAGGCACGGGCAAACGCCCCUGAUGUGGGCGGCCCGAUUUGCCAACCAGCCCCUUCUUGCGCAGCUCCUGCGCGCUGGCGCAAAUCCACACGCUUGCUGCUGCAGAGGCUUCCGAGCCAUUGACUAUGCGCGAGCCCUCGGACAUGCGAGCGUCGUGGCCGCGUUUGGCGAGCCCGACUGGGUGGGGUUGCUCCCGCAGCCAAUUCGCAGUCCGGUGUUGAACCUCUUGCAGGGCCUCAAGACCCGGCUCAAGGAGAGGAAGAUCCGGCCGAUUGAGAGGCGGGAGCAGGAGAAGCCGCGCCCAGAUUCUCGACCCUGGGGGCCUGCGGCCCCGUUUGCCACCGCCGCCGAUCACAAUGCGCACCACCCUAUGCUUCAGCUUCCAUCCGACCUCUUGCUGCACGUGCUGAUGCUCGUGGGGCCGCAAGUCGCGUCGAACGGAAAGCGGAUCUGCAGAGGGAUGCGCCAAACGUGCCAGGCGCUGCCCUUCCAGUUCCAAAGCCUCGCCGUGCUCUACCCGCCCACGGCAAGUGCCAUUUCACUCUGA
Messenger RNA from Emiliania huxleyi CCMP1516, 627 nucleotides. RefSeq lists its product as hypothetical. The record is from RefSeq and is a predicted model, not a curated record. Gene Ontology annotation, molecular function: protein binding. Lineage: Eukaryota; Haptophyta; Isochrysidales; Noelaerhabdaceae. The transcript is spliced from 2 exons. Bases 1 to 627 code for a protein of 208 amino acids.